UUGAGCAGCCGGAAUUUCAGGGCUGGUUGGCUGCAGUCCCUGGGGAUCCGUUCAGGGCGUUCUGCAAAGUUUGCAGCGCUAGUAUGGUCGCUGGCAGUAGCGAGCUUAAAAAGCACGCUGAAAGGCAAGGCCACAAGAAAGCCAUGUUAGGCCUCCAGAAACAACACCUCCUAACAGGGUUCAUCCAGAAAAAGCCAAAAGACUCCAUGGAUGACAAGGUGAAGAUGGCAGAGAUCAAGCUUUCUGCGUUUAUCACGGAACACUCCCUGUCAUUCAAAGCGAUGGACCACAUGGGCGAGCUCGUGAAAACGGUGUUUCCUGAUUCUAAAAUCGCAGAACAGAGCAAAGAGAACCUCAUCGCUGUUAUGCAGCAAGAAAGCCUGAGGCUCAUUCGAUGCCUCUGCCAAAAUUUCAUGCGACCGGAAGCAAUUCAAGAUGUCGAGAAGCUCAACCCCAUGGAUCCGCGUUCUCUUCUUCCGCUGGAGGAAGUAUAUCUCGGAGAGAGCUGCCAAGAGCUUCUUCAAAGCAUGGAAGGGGGGAGCUCGGAUAUCAAGCACCUGAGGCUGCGGUGUCUGGAGUUCUACCAGACGGCUGUCUUCGAGGUGAAGAAAAGGCUCCCAGUUUCCGGACCAUUCUACCACGAGGUACAAUUCGUCCAACCCAGCACAGCAUUGAGCUACGAAGAUCGUAAACAGCUGCCCGUGCUGCCAGUCCUGCAAAGGCGCUACACACACUUGUUGCCACGCGCCGAUGCUCUGCAAGGGGAAUGGCGAAUGCUGCCUUCUUUUUUCACUGAAUCCGAGAAGGCACUUCUGCGAGAAAAGCCCGCCGCUUCAUUCUGGGGCGAAAUGUCCAAGCUAAAAAACUUCGAAGGCAAGCCCGAAUUCGAAAACAUCGCUUGCCUGGCAAAGUUGGUGCUAACACUGCCGCACUCCAAUGCUGAAACGGAAAGAAUAUUUUCCCUACUGACAGACGUGAAGACGAGGAAAAGAAACCGCCUUGCUCCGGACAGCAUCAACGCAGUGCUUGUCGUGAAAUCUGGCAUGACUGCAAGGUCAGAGACAUGCACUAAUUUCAAGGUGGAAAAGAAGCGCAUGAAGUUGUUCACCAGCGAAAUUUAUAAGGCGUAA
This is a messenger RNA of Ixodes scapularis (black-legged tick), 1130 nucleotides long. RefSeq lists its product as uncharacterized. Lineage: Eukaryota; Metazoa; Arthropoda; Arachnida; Ixodida; Ixodidae. The record is from RefSeq and is a predicted model, not a curated record. The transcript is spliced from 2 exons. The coding region runs from base 84 to 1130 and encodes 348 amino acids. Gene Ontology annotation, molecular function: protein dimerization activity.